AUGGAGAAUCUCAACAACAACAACAAUAACAACAACAUGGAUUCAUCACCAGCAAAGCAACAACAACAACAACAAUCUCACCUUCUCUUUACUCCCCUAAUUAUAUCUACCAUUGGAAUCAUAGCCACAGCCUUUGCCCUCUUGCUCUACCAUUUUAUAGUUAUCAGAUUCUGUCUACGCCACAGGCGUGGAUCCAUCUCCUCGCAGUCACAGUUACAGUUGCAGUCGCAGCAGCAGCAGCGAUUGGGUGGGGUGGACGAUAAGGUCUUGCAGUCCAUCCCAGUCUUAGCUUACAAGCAGAAAGAUGGGUAUGAAUUAUUGUUUCGUGAGGAUCAGAACGAAUGCGCGGUGUGUUUGGGGGAAUUGAAGGAUGGGGAGAUGGUACGUUUGCUGCCUACUUGUCGACAUGCUUUCCACCUUCUUUGUAUUGAUCAUUGGUUCAUCUCUCACUCAACUUGCCCGCUUUGCCGCUCUCCGGCGGUGGUCUCCGUCGUCGUCGGUGGAGAUAACGUCAACAUCGACCUUAGUUUUGCCAAUGCCUGCUCCUCCUCCUCCUCAUCCACCACCACAACUCCUCCUCCUCCUCCUCCUCCAACUGCCGGGAUCGAGGAAGACCACCACAAAAAUAGAGAUGUUGAUAAUGAUGAUUUGGUUGUGCGAGAUCCCAUUUUCUUGGCUAUCAACCUUUGUAGCAUGAACAUUAUUGCUACAAGUGUAGCAACAAAAUUUCGUCCACGGCGCAGCCUGUGCAGAAGGAUUUUGUGCAACAAUCAAGACAUGCAAAACAACGACCAAAUCACAUCUCUCUCUCUCUCAAUAUCGUCGACCGCAACGGCAAUGGCAUCCCGGCGUCUCCGGCAGCUGCAGUCCCUGCCAGAGAACAGAACCUGCGUUGAUUGCUCGCAGAAGAACCCACAAUGGGCGUCGUUAUCCUAUGGGAUCUUCAUGUGCCUGGACUGUUCUGGCAAGCACCGAGGCCUGGGCGUUCACCUAAGCUUUGUCCGUUCCGUGACGAUGGAUUCGUGGUCGGAGCUCCAGCUGAAGAAGAUGGAAUCAAACCCAGGUGGCAACCAAGCUCUCAAUGACUUCCUCAGCGCACGUGGUAUCCUCAAGGAAACCGACAUUCCCUUGAAAUACGGUUCCAAUGCCGCCGCUCUCUUCCGCGACAAGAUUCAAACCCUCGCCAACGAUCGCCCCUGGCACGAGCCCCCUGUCGUCCCCAUCGACUCUCCCGCACCCUCGUCCAAUCCAGCCAAGCAUCGUAAUAAAAUCAAUUGCAGUAUCGCCAAUGAUUCCGUCUCCGACUGGCAAUGGUCUGCAUGGGACGAUAAUGGCGGUAAUUCUAAUCAUCUUCAGAAUAGUAUGCGGAGGAAUCAAUCCGUUGGAAUUUUCAAUUCCAUUACAAACACGAACACAGGAACUGGAGGAGGGGUGACUAGUCCGAGCCGAUCCUGGUCUAUGCAGGAUAUCCAUGGGAAAGUGCAGGCUUCGGCGGCGAACAAGGAAAGCUUUUUCGCCAGGAAGGUUACCGAGAAUGAGGGGAGGCCAGAGGGCAUUCCGCCUUCUCAAGGAGGAAAAUAUGUUGGGUUUGGAUCAACUGGGACUGGGACACGACCAAUCUCAAGGACCAGUUCCCAUGGGGAUAUGUUUGCGGAUACUGUUUCAGCGGUUUCGCAGGGCUUUGGUCAAUUGUCUUUGGUUGCAUCAUGUGCUGUACAGUCUGCAGCCAAUGCAGUCCAAGCAGGCACCCAGGAGCUUACUUCAAAGGUGAGAGAAGGUGGGUAUGGGUAUGAUGACACUGUGAAUGUGGUAGCUCUGAGGACCACAGAAUUUGGACAGAGCACUUGGGGGAUUAUGAAAGAUGUAAUGACCAUGGCAUCUCAAAAGAUGGAGGAAUAUGCUGGAGAUGGAAUACAGAGAAAAGAAGAACAAAAUGACUGCAUAGGAGUGAAUCAGACCAUUGAUGGUAAUGCCAAACAUAAUCAUGGGGACAGUAAAGAUGUUGAGGCGUCUUUUAAAGGAUGGGAUGACUGGGAAGGGGGCAGUCCAGUAUCUACUGCUUCUGUCAGCAAAAAAGAUGUUGAAGAGCUUUCCAAGAAAGACCAGAGUGAUGAAGUUUGGGUUGGAUGGGACUGAGGAAAGACAAUCCACAUUUUUCGGAAUUGUUUUGGGAAAGAAGGGGAAUUGAGGAGGGGGUCGUUCUUGAAUAGGAACCAAGAACAUGUUCUUUCAGUGAUUGCCUACCUUUCUUGUUGCUUAUGCUGCUCCAUUUAGAAAGGUAGGAUUACUGGUACUUGAAGAAACUCACUUUUUCUCUUAAGUUAGAAUAAGAUAUGGUUUCACAAGUGGAAGCACCCCAUUGUUACUUGCACAUUUUGUAAAUUGAACAAGUUGCAUAGUUCUACCCUCUCUUCAUUUAUUUCACAAUUUUUGUAUAUUUUUUUUUGUUCAUAUGUAACAAUGGAUUGUAAAUAUUUGAAUUGUACUUUU
Telopea speciosissima is the source of this 2490-nucleotide messenger RNA. RefSeq names its product probable ADP-ribosylation factor GTPase-activating protein AGD6. Gene Ontology annotation, biological process: vesicle-mediated transport. The transcript is spliced from 5 exons. The record is from RefSeq and is a predicted model, not a curated record. Lineage: Eukaryota; Viridiplantae; Streptophyta; Magnoliopsida; Proteales; Proteaceae. Gene Ontology annotation, molecular function: GTPase activator activity. Bases 1 to 2136 code for a protein of 711 amino acids.